Messenger RNA from Brenthis ino (lesser marbled fritillary), 204 nucleotides. NCBI's taxonomy places the organism in Eukaryota, Metazoa, Arthropoda, Insecta, Lepidoptera, Nymphalidae. The record is from the annotation of a GenBank genome assembly.
AUGUUCAGCAGUGGACAAAAGCAGGCUGAUGAUGAUGAUGAUGAUGAACCGUUAAAAAGUUCCACUAUUCACAUCCUGGCUCUAUCUCCAGAACAACUCGGAGGACUGCAUCAUUCUGAAGGAAGUGUGCUGGAUUUACAUAUUAAAAAUUCUAGAGGAGUUGUACUGGAGAUACCAGGGCUGCAUGGUUCUGAAGAGUGUGCU